This is a messenger RNA of Punica granatum (pomegranate), 1322 nucleotides long. The record is from RefSeq and is a predicted model, not a curated record. Lineage: Eukaryota; Viridiplantae; Streptophyta; Magnoliopsida; Myrtales; Lythraceae.
CAGGUGGAAUUCAAACGCCACAAUCUGAAAAUGGUGAUUUGGCGCUGCAGAGUUCCCGCCAUUUCAAGCCCACUCCCUCUGGGGACUUUCGUCAAACACAUUCCUGCUCCGCUCUCACCAAGACAACACCGUCUCCCGAUCCACUCCAAUGGCGUCGUCGCCACUAAAGCUGCGGACUCCGCCGCUCUCCAGGCCCUGAGCCAUCGGCAAAGAGAGCAGAUCGAUCGCUACGUUGAUACUCUCCUGCAAUGGAACCAGAAAAUGAACCUGACAGCUGUUAGAGAGGUGGAUGAGGUGAUGGAAAGGCACAUAGAGGACUCCCUGGCGAUAAUCCCUCCGCUUCAGAGCUCUUACAUACCGCAUGGCGUUUCUCACGAGAGCAUCAGUGUCGUGGAUGUGGGGAGCGGCGCGGGGCUUCCCGGCCUGGUCCUAGCAAUUGCGCGGCCAGAUUGGCAGGUGACCCUCUUGGAGUCCAUGAAGAAACGCUGUCUUUUCUUGGAGCAUGCAGUCAGUGUAACCGGGUUGUCCAAUGUUCAUGUUGUGAGAGGAAGAGCUGAGGAUUUGGGCCACGAUCCCUGCUUUAGAGAGCACUUUGAUGUUGCAGUUGCUAGAGCAGUUGCAGAGAUGAGAGUGUUAGCCGAAUACUGCCUUCCACUUGUACGUGUUGGUGGCUUGUUCAUUGCUGCAAAGGGCCAUGAUCCUGAGGAGGAGGUUAAAAAUGCAGAAACAGCAGUUCAAUUGAUGGGUGCUUCUGUACUGCAACUCUGCUCAGUUGAAUCACAUAGUCCACAUGGACAGAGAACUGCCGUCAUAUGUAUAAAAUGUGGAUCCACUCCGACGAAGUAUCCUCGCCUUCCAGGCACUCUUUUUCAGUUAAUAAUAGACUUCCGCUUCUCCCUUGACUUGUUUAAAGUUGAUUUUGGAGCGGUGACUCAUCCCGUAGCGUGGGGUAAAAUGGAGCCACCCCCCUCAUGGAUCACCACAGCAGCAUAUUGGGAGCAAUAGGUAUAAGGGCAGGUACAUUAACAGAGUAUGUUACUUGAUGUAUUUGGACAUCUUUUUUGACAGUAUUAAAUUUAAUCAGUCUACUAUGAUAUCAGCAUGGAUAAAACAACUUUUACCUAACUCCCACCUGUAAUAUGUCUGGUUCGUCCACUUGUUGAUGUGAAACAUCAUUCAGGGCAAACUCUUGUUCUGGUCUGAUGUAAGAUUUUGUGAAUAGGUCAGAUUUCUGAUGUUAAUCUCCUGGCGGAAUUUAUAAUCUUGCAAAGGGAAAGAAAACCGGCUAAUCUGAAAAUAACUUUGUUUCCUGUUUAUCCUUC